AUGUCUGACCCAGACGAAAAGAAAUCGCCCGUCAAGGUGGGUGAGCGCAUCAAUUGGGAAAAUGACGACGAGAAUCUGCGACCAUCACGCCGCCGUGACCGAUCACCUCGAGAUCGCAGUCACCCUCGCUCUCGAGGCUCGCUCAGUAUCCAUCGAGCAAGUUCCAUGAGCCGUGGUGAUCCCAAUCUGGCUUUGCCCAUUACCUACCGUACUGUCUCCUUUACCAUCGAAGAGUCCAAAGGCAAGGACCAGGCUGAGCUUGCCAAGGCCAGAGAUACAGCUACCAAAGCCCUGACGGAUCUCGAAUGGCACACUCUGCCCACGAUCGAUGUUGAGAAACGACUCACCACCUCAAUUACCGACGGUCUUUCAAGCGAUCAAGCCAAAAGACGACAGGCAGAAUACGGAAGAAAUGCUCCAUCACCAGCCAAAACACACUGGUUCAGAACCAUCUUCUUGUAUUUCUUUGGUGGCUUCGGCAGCAUUCUUCUUACCGGUUGUAUCCUUGUCUUCAUUUCUUGGAAGCCUUUGGGAGACCCUCCCGCUGUCGCCAACCUGGCCCUCGCCAUAGUCCUUCUAGCGGUUUUCUUUAUUCAGGCCCUGUUCAACAUGUUCCAAGACUGGUCUACCUCACGCACAAUGUCCUCGAUCAAGGAGAUGCUACCCGAAGAGGGUGACAUAAUCCGCGACGGCCAGCUGAUUCAUCUCAGUGCCGCUGAUGUUGUUCCAGGGGACGUGGUACGAGUCAAAGCUGGCAACAAGCUCCCAGCUGAUAUGCGCAUUGUUCAAGCCUCAUCAGAUCUCAAGUUCGAUCGAUCUGUUCUUACAGGAGAGUCAAAGCCAGUAGCUGGUACUGUUGAUCAUACAGACACCAACUACCUUGAGACUCACAACAUCGGCCUGCAGGGUACGCACUGCAUCCUUGGCUCGUGCGUUGGUAUUGUAGUUGCUACGGGUGAUCGGACUGUCUUUGGUCGCAUUGCGAGCCUCACAAACGAACCAAAGGUUAAGAUGACGACCCUCGAGAAGGAGGUCUUCUACUUUGUUAUCAUAAUUGCUAGCAUUAUGAUCGUCAUGAUUACCCUCGUUUGUGUUAUCUGGGCAACAUUCUUGAGAAAGGAACAUCCCGACUUCAUCAAUGUUCCUACUCUCAUAGUCAACUGUGUUAGUGUGGCUAUUGCUUUCAUUCCCGAAGGUCUCCCUAUCUCUAUCACUGCUGGUCUGACUAUCACCGCAAACUUGAUGAAAAAGAACAAGAUUCUUUGCAAGUCACUCAAGACUGUCGAAACCUUGGGUUCCGUCUCUGUUGUUUGUUCUGACAAAACUGGAACACUAACUACUGGUAAAAUGACCGUAUCUGACUGUGCCAUCGGCGGUCUUAACAUGACCACUGAAGAUGCUCGGUCAAAGAUGGGAUUGUCCAAGUCAACAGGGCAUCCCAUCUCCCAGCUAAGAGCUAUAUCAGCUCUUUGCAAUGCUUUGGAGUUUGACGCCGCCACCAUUGAGGCACCAUUAGCCGAGAGGAAGAUCUUUGGUGACGCUACUGACCAGGCCAUUCUUCGUUUCGCCGAGUUUGUUGAGACUAGUAGUGUCGCCUAUCUCCGCUCCUGUUGGCGAAAGACUUACGAUCUUGCCUUUAACAGCAAGAACAAGUUUAUGAUCCGUUGCUUUAGCUCUACCAGGCAUGAAGGCAUCUCACAAACUCUGAGCAAGGACACGAUGUUUGAUAUGAAUGACACACUCUUGACAAUUAAAGGAGCACCGGAUGUCCUUAUCGGUCGCUGCUCUUACUAUGUUUCCGAACAUAGUGAAACUUUGUCGUUGAACGCCGCGAUGCGAUCUCGACUUGAAGAGCUGAAGGAUCUCUACUCCAGUCAUGGAAAGCGAUGCUUAUUACUUGCUCGCAAGGUCAUCAAGGCUGGCAAUGUACCAACUGAUACUGAGAGCCAGGCUUAUGAGAAGGCUAUCGGUGACGAAUCCAAGUCUGGUCUUGUUUUGGUCGGACUCGUAGCGAUCGUGGAUCCACUGAGGGAAGACAUUCCCCAUGUUGUUAGUACAUUACGUGGCGCUGGAAUUAGGAUCGCUAUGGUUACUGGCGAUUUUGCACUUACUGCUUUGGCCAUUGCUCGAGAUGCUGGCAUCGUCACCGGACGCGUCGUGGACGAUAGCAAGGCCCUACAUCGGUUUGCUCCAGCAGAUCGCGUCGACGAUUCAGUCUCGAGUAAGGGCAAGGACGAUGGCAAGAUACACGCCGGUGCAAUCGUUCUUAGUGGCCCGGAGCUCAUGACGCUCAACGAGCACCAAUGGGAGAACCUGACAAGGUACGAAGAAAUUGUGUUUGCGCGAACCACGCCUGAACAAAAACUUCGAAUCGUCCGAGAGUUCCAACGUCAUAGCAUUGUCGCUAUGACAGGGGACGGUGUCAAUGAUGCCCCCUCCCUCAAGGCUGCAGAUGUUGGUAUCUCCAUGGGCAGCGGCUCUGACAUUGCAAUGGAGGCUGCCGAUAUGGUUCUCCUCGAUAGCUUCUCUUCUGUCGUUGUUGCUGUGCAGUAUGGUCGUGUUGUAUUUGAUAACCUCAAAAAGGUCAUCUCUUACCUCCUGCCUGCCGGCUCUUUCUCUGAAUUCUGGCCUGUUAUGGCCUUUGUCGCCUUUGGACUUCCCCAGGCUCUCUCAUCGUUCCUUAUGAUCAUUAUCUGUUGCUUCACUGAUUGUGCCGCUGCAACGAUGCUCUCGUACGAAAAACCUGAAGCAGACGUGCUCACCCGCCCACCCCGAAACAUCAAGAAGGAUCGUCUUGUCAACUGGCAACUUAUCGUGCAAUCAUACGGCAUCGUCGGCGUUCUGCAGACUGUGGCUUCAUUUGCCAUGUCAUUUUGGUACCUUGAACGUCAAGGCAUUCCAUUCAAUCAGCUCUGGUUCUCUUUCGGUCAGAUCCCUGACGGAAUCGACCCAGACUACUACCUGGCCAAGACCAACGAGGCUUCGUCCAUUUACUUUGUCAACCUCGUUGUUAUGCAGUGGUUCAAUCUGAUGGCAACACGGACACGUCGCCUCAGCAUUUUCCAACAUCCUCCCUUGUUCAACCGAAAUACACAGAAUUGGUAUUUGUUCCCAGCUAUUAUCUUUUCUCUCGCUAUGGCUAUAUUUUGGCUUUACAUCCCUCCUUUACAGCCUGUGCUUGGUACCACAUCUGUGCCUGUUGAGCACUGGUUCUUACCUUUCGCAUUUGGUAUGUUCCAGCUCCUCCUUGAUGAGGGUAGGAAGUUUGCUGUGAGAAGAUGGCCGAGCAACGUUUUGGGUAGAAUGGCCUGGUAA
Messenger RNA from Fusarium coffeatum, 3315 nucleotides. RefSeq lists its product as uncharacterized. The transcript has 10 exons. Gene Ontology annotation, biological process: sodium ion export across plasma membrane; intracellular sodium ion homeostasis; proton transmembrane transport. Gene Ontology annotation, molecular function: ATP binding; ATP hydrolysis activity; P-type sodium:potassium-exchanging transporter activity. The record is from RefSeq and is a predicted model, not a curated record. Gene Ontology annotation, cellular component: membrane. The coding region runs from base 1 to 3315 and encodes 1104 amino acids. Lineage: Eukaryota; Fungi; Ascomycota; Sordariomycetes; Hypocreales; Nectriaceae.